This is a messenger RNA of Ricinus communis (castor bean), 1965 nucleotides long. RefSeq names its product aspartyl protease family protein 1. The transcript has 10 exons. NCBI's taxonomy places the organism in Eukaryota, Viridiplantae, Streptophyta, Magnoliopsida, Malpighiales, Euphorbiaceae. Bases 129 to 1730 code for a protein of 533 amino acids. The record is from RefSeq and is a predicted model, not a curated record. Gene Ontology annotation, molecular function: aspartic-type endopeptidase activity. Gene Ontology annotation, biological process: proteolysis.
ACCAUGGACUUUAUAGCAGCAAUUCACGACUCUUUUCUCCCUCUCUCCCUCUCUCUCUCUCUAUCUCUAUCUCUCUCUCAAUUUCCCAUCUCCAGAUUCUUUUCUUUUCUUUGAAUUUCAAUUCUUCAAUGGCUUCUUCUUCUUCAAGUUAUUGUUCUUGUUAUAACAACUACUGUUAUUACAGUUCUUUCCUUUUGUUAUUAGUGUUAAUGUUAUCUAGUAGUAGUUUCUCUUACGGGUUUGGUACAUUCGGAUUUGAUCUCCACCAUCGAUAUUCGGAUCCAGUGAAAGGGAUGUUAUCAGUUGAUGACUUACCUGAAAAAGGUUCUCUUCACUAUUAUGCUUCUAUGGCUCAUCGUGAUAUAUUAAUCCACGGUCGUAAACUUGUUUCUGAUAAUACUUCUACUCCUCUCACUUUCUUUUCUGGCAAUGAAACUUAUCGCUUCAGUUCUCUUGGAUUUUUACAUUAUGCUAAUGUUUCUAUUGGGACACCAAGUUUAUCAUAUCUUGUGGCACUAGACACUGGCAGUGAUCUCUUCUGGUUACCUUGUGAUUGUACUAAUUCUGGUUGUGUUCAGGGCUUGCAAUUCCCAUCAGGAGAGCAAAUAGAUUUCAACAUCUACCGCCCUAAUGCUUCAUCAACGAGCCAAACGAUACCCUGCAACAAUACCUUGUGUUCGCGACAAAGUCGAUGUCCUUCUGCUCAAAGUACCUGUCCUUAUCAAGUUCAAUAUCUUUCUAAUGGCACCUCAUCGACUGGGGUCUUGGUAGAGGAUCUAUUGCACUUAACCACAGAUGAUGCUCAAUCUAGAGCUCUUGAUGCAAAGAUUAUAUUUGGUUGUGGUAGGGUUCAAACGGGUUCUUUUUUGGAUGGUGCAGCUCCCAAUGGCUUAUUUGGGCUUGGUAUGACUAAUAUUUCCGUUCCAAGUACUUUGGCAAGAGAAGGUUAUACUUCAAAUUCCUUUUCCAUGUGUUUCGGACGCGAUGGUAUUGGGAGAAUCAGUUUUGGAGAUACAGGAAGCUCAGGCCAAGGAGAAACACCUUUCAAUUUGAGGCAGUUACAUCCAACUUACAACGUCAGCAUCACUAAAAUAAAUGUGGGAGGUAGAGAUGCUGAUCUUGAGUUCUCUGCAAUUUUCGAUUCUGGUACCUCAUUUACAUAUCUAAAUGAUCCAGCCUAUACACUUAUAUCUGAGAGUUUCAAUAUCGGGGCGAAAGAAAAGCGCUACUCAUCUAUUAGUGACAUACCAUUUGAGUAUUGCUAUGAGAUGAGCUCAAAUCAAACAAAUCUUGAGAUUCCAACAGUUAAUCUGGUGAUGCAAGGUGGAAGCCAGUUUAAUGUCACUGACCCAAUAGUAAUAGUUAUUCUUCAGGGUGGUGCAAGUAUAUACUGUCUGGCUAUUGUCAAAAGUGGAGAUGUAAAUAUAAUUGGACAAAAUUUCAUGACUGGUUAUCGUAUAGUUUUUAAUCGUGAAAGAAAUGUAUUGGGAUGGAAGGCAUCAGAUUGUUAUGAUGAUAUGGACACCACCACCUUCCCCGUCGACCCGAUAAGUCCUGGAAUCCCUCCUGCUACUGCAGUCAACCCACAAGCCACAGCCGGGAGUGGGAACACCACCGAGGUGUCAGGCACGCCGCCUCCUGUAGGGAAUAAUGCACCUAAGUUGCCUAAGUUGAACUCUUUAACUUUUGCAAUUAUAAUGGUUCUUAUUCCAUUCUUUACCAUUGUUUGAAUAUUCCUUUGUUAAUUAUUUUUCUUUUUGUUUUGAGUCUUUCCUUAUAUAUCUACUGUAACAUAUAUACACUGAACGGCCAUUUCUUUCAGGCAUAGUUCCAGGAAAUAUUGGAAGCAUUUUCUGGCUUCCUAUUUGUUUUUUUGGUCUUAGCGACCUGAUUUGAUUCUGUAGCUGUAAAUAUCUUUGAACAAUGAGAUGAUACAAUUGAUAUAGUAGUGUUACAUUUUGAUUA